ACACUUAAACCAACCAUAGUGCUUUGAUCUGUUGACGAAAAAGGUAAAGAAUGAACCAAGCAAGUGAAACCUCUCUCUCACGCACUGGUAAAAGCUGAACGGUGAUACCGUUGCCACCACCGAUCGUCGCACCCACCAACUGAUACCAAUAGCAAUAACCCCCUUCUUCUUCUUCUUCUUCUUCUUCUUCCCACUCCCCAUUUUCCAAACCAACCCAGCCCCUCUUUUUUUUAUUCUUUCAUUUUUCAGAAAAAAAGAGAAGAAAAUAAGAAUCUAUCCAUUCAGAUUUUGCCACGUCAGAUCCUCUCAUCUCUGUCUUCACGACCUUCCUUUCAUCUCCCUCAUUCCCCUCUUUUUGCCCCCUUCCCUUCAAAUCCUGUACGCUAUACGAUUAGGGUUUUCCAUUCCCCCAAACUUCCUUUCUUUUCUUUUUUUUUUCCCCUAACUUUUUGUUUUUGGAAACUCUUUUCGGCUGGGUUUGGUGCCAAUUUUUGGUUCGUUCGUUACUCGAGGGGAAAAAAAAAGGAACGAGGGAGAUGAUGAGGUUUUCGGGAUCGGAGAUCGUGGUCGCCACGUUGCUCUGUUGGAGCAUUUCUUGCACCGCCCAACCGCACAAGGUUUCGGUUUCUGCCGCCGACGCCGCCAUAUGUCCGAAGGAGACAGUCUUUGAUUUCAUAUUAGGGUUUCGAGAUGCGACCUGCUCGCUCCCUGAUUCCGUUGGAUCCAUCCGUUACACUGGUGUCACCGAGGGAGAUGAGGUUACUUUGCAGAAGGCAUUGAGUAUGGUUCACAAGAAUAGUCAUGAAUAUGUAGCUGUACUUUUCUAUGCAUCAUGGUGUCCUUUCUCUCGGAUUUUUAGACCAGUUUUCUCCAUCCUGUCUUCCCUAUACCCUUCCAUUCCCCAUUAUGCUAUUGAAGAAUCAUCUGUUAGGCCAAGGUUUGUGUUUUCACUUUUCAGUCCCAAUUCCUUUCUUUCAAGUUUCAUGCGCAUUCGUUAUCACGGAUCUCGGAUAUUGGGUUCUCUCGUAGUUUUCUACAAUGAAGUUACCGGAGUUAGGGUUGAUUCACUUGAUCAACUAUCCCUGGAUAAAGUUGGGCAUCUGUCAGUUCAUGAGAGUCAUGGUACCACAGAGCAAGAAAGUUGCCCCUUUUCUUGGGCCAGAUCUCCAGAACAUUUGCUGCGGCAGGAGACUUAUUUGGCUUUGGCCACUGCAUUCGUGGUUUUGAGACUACUUUACUUAUUUUUUCCUACACUGCUUAUGUGUAUCCAAUAUGCUUGGAAUAGGGUUCUCCAAAACGUUAGAUUAGGGAGCUUGUUGGAACAUCCUUUGGUGUAUCUGAAGCGAACAGUACAGUCAUUUAAAUGCCUUAAAGAGCCAUGCAAGAGAAGUAAUCUGCAGGAAGGAGCAAUGAAUGCUAAAGCUUGGGCUUCUAAGUCCCUUGCCUCAGUCUCAAUUGGGGAGGCUAGCACUAGCCGUGGUACGCACCAGUAAGUAUAUGGAACCAACCAGUGUUCCCUCAUGAAAUUGGACAUUUGGAAUAUCCUAAAAGAAAGCAUGGCUGCAAGUUAUGGCAUGUAGUUUUGUGCUCAGUUAAGCCUUAUGAGUAGUGAGACCAAAUUAUGUUACUGAUUGAUGUAAUUCCGCCCCUUAUAAAAUCCUGCAUUCAGCAUUCUAGAAAAAUCGAGACUUCAAUGUGUAUAGUUUAAAAUGUAGUAAACUCGAGCUGAAAUAUGUAAUUCUUUGACUUUGUAGGUUUACUUGAAGGUCAGUCGACGACCAUCAGUUGAUAAAUUAAUUUUUGUUGGGAAUGAAGUGAAUGUAAAUCCUCGUUUAUUACUGAGUACUGACUGUAUACCAUGUUCAGGUACUGGAUGUUUGCUUGGAUAUUUGUAAAAGUUUAAUAAGAUGAUCAUCAACAGAUAUCAUAUAGAAGCAUUGUUAUCAAGAGCCAUUAUUUAAAUUUUAAAUUACUGGUUUUUGCCCCUUUUGGUGAUUGAAUUCAUUCCACUUGAACUAGCCCCUUCCUAGUUCCUCUCAUUUGCUGCCUGAUGUAGAAAGAUAGCUAACCCUUGACGCAUUGUUUGUUGUGA
This is a messenger RNA of Arachis duranensis, 2092 nucleotides long. Its product is annotated as 5'-adenylylsulfate reductase-like 4. The record is from RefSeq and is a predicted model, not a curated record. Bases 537 to 1493 code for a protein of 318 amino acids. The transcript has 4 exons. NCBI's taxonomy places the organism in Eukaryota, Viridiplantae, Streptophyta, Magnoliopsida, Fabales, Fabaceae.